UCCCCAUUCCUGUCCCCCUCCCGGUGCCCAUUCCCGUCCCCGUCCCGGUGUCUGUCGGUGUCCCGCGGUGUCCCCCGCUUGCCGCUGCGGCGGCGGCUGUUGGUGGCGGUGGCGGUGCUGGUGGCAGCGGGGACAGCGUGGCUUUACCUGCGGCAGCAGAAGCGGCGGCAGCAGCGCUCCCGUCACCUCCGGCAGCUGCGGGCGCUGGCGCUGGCCCGCGGCGACUUCGAGCUGCGCGACACCUCGGGGACACCGCGGCGCAAGAGCGACUUCCUGGGGCGCUGGCUGCUGCUGUACUUCGGCUUCACGCACUGCCCGGACGUGUGUCCCGAGGAGCUGCAGAAACUCGGGGCAGCCCUGGAGCUGCUGGAGCAGCAGCGCCCGCAGCCGCCGGGGCUGCAGCCGCUCUUCAUCACGGUGGAUCCCGAGCGUGACGAUGAGGAGGCGCUGGAGCGGUACCUGCGCGAUUUCCACCCGCGCCUGCUGGGGCUCACCGGGACCCCCGAGCAGGUUCGGGGGGCUGCGGCCGCUUUCGGGGUGUACGUGAGCGCCGGGCCCCGCGAUGAGGACGGGGAUUACGUGGUGGAUCACUCGGUGCUGACGUUCCUGGUGGAUCCCGACGGGGUUUUUCGGGAUUGUUACGGGAGAUCCCGCACGGCCGAGGAGGUGGCGAGGAGCGUCAGGGGGCACAUGGAGGGCUACGAGCCGCUGCCCCCCGAGGGAGGGGAAUAA
This is a messenger RNA of Pseudopodoces humilis (Tibetan ground-tit), 732 nucleotides long. NCBI's taxonomy places the organism in Eukaryota, Metazoa, Chordata, Aves, Passeriformes, Paridae. The record is from RefSeq and is a predicted model, not a curated record.